AUGAUCUUCUCAACAGCUAUUGCCCGCCCCGUCCAGCUGGCAACCCGCACACUUCAAUGGUCCAGCGCAGUAAUCGUUAUGGGCCUGACUUCGUUCUUCAUUAGCCGCGGUCCACAUGGACAACACCUUCUCUAUCAAGAAGUCAUCUCCGUCCUUUCGGUCGUCUUCUUUAUCCCAGCAUUUAUCUCCCCAUUCCUCCCGACAGCACUUAGCAAAUUCGUCCUCCUCAUCGACGUCAUUUUCUCCUACCUCUGGUUAACCGCCUUCAUCUUCGCCGCCCAAGACUACAACCAGCACUCGUGCUACCUCAGCUCCCCACCUGGUGUAACCUGCGGCCGGAAGAAGGCCAACGAGUCGUUUAUUUUCCUCGCCUUUAUCUUCACCUUCUUCGGCAUGUUCCUCCAAGUCGCUGCCCUAUGGGCCUACCGCAAAGGAAAUGCCCCGGCACCCGUCGUACAGGAGAAGGACGAUGGUACCCGCGCUCCGCUAGAUGCCCCAGUAGGUCCUGCGCCUGCAGCAGUUGUUUAA
Penicillium cosmopolitanum is the source of this 528-nucleotide messenger RNA. RefSeq names its product MARVEL domain-containing protein. The transcript has 4 exons. Gene Ontology annotation, cellular component: membrane. The record is from RefSeq and is a predicted model, not a curated record. NCBI's taxonomy places the organism in Eukaryota, Fungi, Ascomycota, Eurotiomycetes, Eurotiales, Aspergillaceae. The coding region runs from base 1 to 528 and encodes 175 amino acids.